AUGGCGAGCAUAGCAACAGCUGGAGAAGCUGUGGCAAGGGUUGCGUAUCUCUCCAGUGACGUCGUGCUCUCUGUCCAGCCGACCCUGGAGAGAGACUCCAUCUUCUCCGGCACGCUCAACAGGUUGGCUGUCGAGCAGGCCAAGGGAGCUCUCUCUGAAGCCUGUCCGGAGGUACGGGCGGUACGGCACAAUGAAGACCCCCUGCUGUCGGCAUACUAUCCCCUGCAGAACGGCCAGACGGUCUCGGUGACAACCAGCUCGACCGUCCUGCUCCCCGCCAUCCCCCACCUCUACAGGCUGGCAAACUACCCCAUAGUCAUCCACGUACACCUGGAGCCCACCGAGUUCGCGGACUUCUCCGUCAUAAGCUCGAUCCGGCAGUGUGGCUUCUCCUUCUUGCACUCAGAGACCCUGCAGGAGGCCCAUGACAUCGCUCUCACCGCACACGCCCUCGCCCUGACGUCCGGCAAGGGGGUCGUCCACUUCUUCGACCUGAGGAACUCGAGCAAGGACGAGCCCGUUGUGGCGGAAGACGUCGGGCUGGUAAGAGAUAUCCUCCAGGUCAGCGCCGUCAGAGCUACCCACUCGCCCGAGGAUGUCCCCCAGACCAUCUACGCGGACUCGGGGCGGGUUGCCAUCGUCUCUGAUCAGGGGUUCGGAGGCCCGGUGGUCAGUCCUGCGGCAGCAACUCCAGCAACAGCUUCUACCGCCGCACUACCUAUUCCAUCCGCAGUCCCCAGCGUCGACCCCUCUUCCGUUGGCUCGUCGCGGAGAGGGAGUAUCAUCGACAGCCAUGUCCCCAGCUCGUCGGCCACCACCGUCGAGACGGUCACCACUCGCCCGGUCGACGCCUCGGACAUCUUCCAGAUAGUAAACAUAAUCUGGGACGCCUUUGCAGCCCGCGUUGGCCGACAGUACCAUGCCAUUGAGUACUCCGGUCCGGAGGACGGGAAGCUGGCCGUGUUCAUCUUCGGAUCGACUGGAGUCUUCGUGGAUGUCCUAAACGACCCGGCUCAAAGUGCCGACUUUAAGGACGUCGGAAUCAUCACCGCCAGGCUGUACCGGCCUUGGAUAGGCAGCCAGAUCCUCAGGGCCAUCCCGGACUCGAUCGAACGCAUAGCCGUGCUGGAACAGGUCCGCAAGACCACAAGAUGGGGCCCGUCCUUCCUAGAUCUCCUGUCCAGCAUAUCACAGCCACCAUCCGGCGUCAGACAAGCACCGUCCCUGGUCGGCUACAGGCUUGGAUACAUAGAGGCAGCAACCGCAUCCCAGGCGCUCAGGGGCAUCAUCCAGAAUCUAACCCUGGACGCUCCGGUCCAGAACCUCGACGUUGGCGGCGAGUCCGUUCCAUUACCGGCAAUCCAGCUUGAACAGCCAGAGAACGAGAAUGCAUACACCAAGAUACUGAACCAACUGUUCAGCGACCGCCUUUACAUUGCCAACCGGCUGGGUUCGCAGGAUGCAGACAUUUCUGCGACCAUCUCUGCCUCCCCCGAGUACGGGUUUGGCUCUCUCCUGGCCAGAAAGGAACGACGUACCCAGCUCAAGCAAGAGGUCGAAGACGCCGUACGUGCGAAUGGUUUCGCCAACGAAGCAUCGAAACAGCUUCUGUCCAAGUGGGCGUUGAACGAGGCAAACCCCGUCAAGGCUAACCAGAUCGCUCCCGAUCUCAUCUCUGCCUUAACGGCCGACGGUUCCAGCCCGGCGGAAGAACUGCUCCAGUCAAAGGAGCUCUUCUACAAGGAGUCUCAAUGGCUAAUUGGCUCUGAUGCGUGGGCUUAUGACCUUGGAAACUCCGGAGUGCAUCACGUUCUCGCGUCUAAUGAAAACGUCAACAUGCUCAUAAUCGACUCCCAGCCGUACUCCCAGCGUACCGCGGCCGAUCCCACACGGCGCAAGAAGGACAUUGGCCUGUACGCGAUGAAUUUCGGCCAUGCAUACGUCGCUUCGGUCGCCGUGUACAGCUCCUACACCCAGGUUCUGCAGGCAAUCGCAGAGGCGGAGCAGUUCAACGGACCAUCCGUCGUCGUUGCCUAUCUCCCCUAUUUCAAAGAGAGCGACUCGCCUCUCACUGUCCUGCAAGAGACCAAGAAAGCAGUGGAAGCGGGUUACUGGCCGCUCUACAGAUGGAACCCAGAAAACGCCGAAAAGGGAGAGCCAAACUUCUCGCUGGAUUCGGAGAGGAUCAGGAGAGAGCUGGAACAAUUCCUUCACCGAGAUAACCAGCUCACCCAGCUGAUGAACCGAGAACCCAAGUUCGCUGCAAGCUUGUCCGAGUCGUACGGUAGUGAAGUACGAGCGCUGAAGAAGAGAGCUGCAAAGAAUGCCUAUGAGCAACUCAUGGAAGGGUUGCUCGGCGCUCCCCUGACAAUUCUUUUCGCCUCUGAUAAUGGGAACGGGGAGAACUUGGCCAAGAGAUUGGGUAAUCGCGGGAAAGCCCGUGGCCUCAAGACCAUGGUGAUGGCCAUGGAUGAUUAUCCCAUCGAAGAUCUGCCAUCGGAGGAGAACAUUGUUCUGAUCACCAGCACGGCAGGCCAGGGAGAACUGCCACAGAAUGGACGUGGGUUCUGGGAAGCCGUCAAGAGCGCAGGCGACCUCGACUUGAGCUCUAUCAAGUAUUCCAUCUUCGGCCUGGGUGACAGUCAUUACUGGCCGCGAAAGGAAGACAAGCUGUACUACAACAAACCCGCUAAGGAUUUGGAUGCCCGCCUUUCGUUCCUUGGAGGUAAGAAGCUGACAGAUAUCGGCCUGGGAGACGACCAGGACCCAGACGGUUACCAAACCGGUUAUCAAGAGUGGGAGCCAAGGCUCUGGCAGGCUCUCGGAGUAGACAAUGUCGAGGGUUUGCCUGACGAACCGGCACCUCUGACCAAUGAAGAUAUCAAAAUCCAGUCAAACUACCUCCGUGGAACCAUUGCUGAGGGCCUCCGCGACGAGUCUACCGGUGCUCUUGCAGAAAGCGACUUGCAACUGACCAAGUUCCAUGGUACUUACAUGCAAGAUGACCGAGACCUGAGAGAGGAGCGAAAAGCCCAGGGGCUCGAGCCAAAGUACAGUUUCAUGAUCCGCUGCCGUCUCGCUGGUGGUGUUGCGACACCCUCGCAGUGGCUGCAGAUGGACGAGAUCAGUAGCGCGCAGGGCAACGAGACGAUGAAGCUCACCACUAGACAGACAUUCCAGUUCCACGGUGUUGUCAAGGGGAAGCUUAGAGCCGCCAUGCAGGCGAUUAACCGCGCUCUGAUGUCCACUAUCGCUGCCUGUGGAGACGUAAACAGAAACGUCAUGUGCAGCAGUCUUCCUGAGCUGUCAGCAUACCACCGUGAAGUCCAUGCCGUUUCAAAGCUUAUAAGCGACCAUCUUCUCCCAGCAACCACUGCCUAUCAUGAGAUCUGGCUCAAGGAUGAGAAUGAUAAGAAAGUGCAGGUUGCUGGAGAUGCCGUCGUUGAUCAUGAGCCGCUGUAUGGCCCGACAUAUCUCCCUCGAAAGUUCAAGAUCACAAUCGCCAUCCCACCACAUAACGAUACGGAUGUCUAUGCCCAUGAUAUCGGCCUUAUCGCUAUAAAAGGUGCAGACGGCCAUUUGGAAGGAUUCAACGUCCUGGUUGGUGGUGGUAUGGGUGUCACUCAUAACAAUAAGAAGACAUAUCCUCGAACGGGCAGCAUGUUGGGUUAUGUUCCUGCCAAGGAAGCCCAUAUCGUAUGUGAGAAGAUCAUGCUCGUGCAGCGUGAUCAUGGUGAUAGGAAAAACCGUAAACAUGCUCGAAUGAAGUACACAGUCGAUGACAUGGGCGUGGAAGUCUUCAAGGGAAAAGUAGAAGACCUUCUGCCUGUCGGUCUCCGGUUCGCAGAGCCCCGUCCGUUCAAGUUCGAUUCCAACGUGGACACAUUCGGUUGGAUCAAGGAUGAAAAGGGCCUCAACCACUUCACUUGCUUUAUCGAGAACGGCAGGGUAGAAGACACUUCUGACUUCCUCAUGAGAACCGGUCUGCGUGAGAUUGCAAAGCUGAACAAGGGAGAAUUCCGUCUCACCGGAAACCAGCAUGUCAUUAUCUCCAAUAUCAAAGAUGAAGACCUGCCAGAGGUCAAGGCACUCAUGGCCAAGUAUAAGCUCGACAACACUUCGUUCAGCGGCCUUCGCCUCUCGUCCUCGGCCUGCGUUGCUUUCCCAACAUGCGGCCUUGCAAUGGCCGAGUCAGAGAGAUACCUGCCUAUCCUCAUAACGAAGGUCGAAUCGUAUCUUGAAGAAAACGGUCUUUCCAGGGAAAGCAUCGUGAUGAGGAUGACUGGCUGCCCUAACGGAUGUGCUAGGCCCUGGCUCGCGGAAGUUGCCUUUGUGGGUAAGGCAUAUGGAGCGUAUAACAUGUACCUUGGCGGAGGAUACCAUGGCCAACGGUUGAACAAGUUAUACCGUUCUUCUAUCAAGGAAGCGGAAAUACUCGAGAUCAUGAAGUCCCUACUUAAGAGAUAUGCCCUCGAACGAAACACAGAGGGAGAGCAACCAGAGAGAUUCGGUGACUGGUGUAUCCGUGCUGGCGUGAUCAAGGAGACCACUGAAGGGAAAAACUUCCACGAAGGGGUUGCUGAAGACGAAGAGUAA
Molecule: messenger RNA, 4596 nt
Organism: Microsporum canis CBS 113480
Lineage: Eukaryota; Fungi; Ascomycota; Eurotiomycetes; Onygenales; Arthrodermataceae
Product: sulfite reductase beta subunit
Exons: 4
Coding region: 1-4596 (1531 amino acids)
Biological process (GO): sulfate assimilation
Cellular component (GO): sulfite reductase complex (NADPH)
Molecular function (GO): heme binding; sulfite reductase (ferredoxin) activity; iron-sulfur cluster binding
Source: RefSeq, a predicted model, not a curated record